UGUUCCUGCCCCGCCCCUCGCCCCCUCCCCCCGCGGAGGGUGACGGGCGCUUCCUCGCCCGGAGCCGCCGUCUUGCAGCCGUCGCCUGGCCGCGGGCCUGCUGCCGCCCACUCCGGUCUCGGGACCCGGGCCUCCCGCCGCCCCUCCGUCCUCCCGCCGCCUCGGCUCCUCGCUUCGACCUCCCCCUCCCGGGCCCGGCCAUGGCGGACUUCGACGAGAUCUACGAGGAGGAGGAGGAUGAGGAGCGGGCGCUGGAGGAGCAGCUCCUCAAGUAUUCUCCCGACCCGGUGGUGGUGCGCGGUUCCGGCCAUGUCACCGUGUUUGGACUAAGCAACAAAUUUGAAGCAGAAUUUCCUUCAUCUUUAACUGGAAAGGUUGCACCCGAAGAAUUUAAAGCCAGCAUCAGUAGAGUUAACAGUUGUCUUAAGAAGAACCUUCCAGUUAAUGUACGAUGGCUACUUUGUGGAUGCCUUUGCUGCUGCUGCACUUUAGGUUGUAGUAUGUGGCCAGUUAUCUGCCUCAGUAAAAGAACACGAAGAUCGAUUGAGAAGUUAUUAGAAUGGGAAAACAAUAGGUUAUACCACAAGCUGUGCUUGCAUUGGAGACUAAGCAAAAGGAAAUGUGAAACGAAUAACAUGAUGGAAUAUGUCAUCCUUAUAGAAUUUUUACCAAAGACACCGAUUUUUCGACCAGAUUAGCAUUUGAUUUGUUUCUAGAGACUUAUUCAAGUAUGUUGUCUUUCCAAUGGUGCCUUGCUUGGUGCUCUCCUGGUGGUGACAUAGCAUUGGUUCUACAGACUCUUGUGGUGUUUCCAUUCUUUUGUUGUUGUUUGUUCAUUUGUUUUAAUAAGAGCAUGUUCUAAGUGCAUUUGGUCAAAUUCUGCAAAGUCAUUUCAUGCAAAUGUUAACUACUACUUAAGUUAUUACUUUUACUACUUCUGUUUGUAAUGUAUCUUGAUUUUCAGAGUCUUUUAUGUGUGCGCGUGUGUGUACAUAUAUGUAUUACUAUAAAUACACAGCUGAAAAUGUUCUACAAGUGAGCAGGUAUUUUUUUUACCCCCAAAUGACAAAACUGAUUGAUUGUACAUUGUGUAAGUCCUUUUAAUUAUUAGUUCAUGUGCUGAAAUGCCAUCAAAGAUCUACCUAAACUUUUGUCAGUGACUAGUCAGUUGUAAAUAUUUUCAUUUCUUUUUGGAUAUUGGCUAGCUUCUUCCAACAAAAGAGGGAGAUAAAGUUCCUUUUGAAAUUGUGCUUUUUGGAACCCAUAUGCCAUUGCAUUAGUAGGAGUCUGUGCUUUUCAUGAAGAAGUCCUGUCAGCUGGUUCUGAAGAAGUUCUAAACUUAGAAGUAAAAGAAAAAGCAAAGUAGAAUUAUUUUACUCAGAUUAGAAAAUCACUGAGAGAAUUGCAUGCAUCUGAUUAGUAGAAUUCAAGAUUUCGACAAUAUAUUAGUAUAUAAACCAAUAUGUUAUAUUGGUUUAUAAUGUAGCAGUUUUAAUUCAGGCUAAUGCCAUGUAUCAUUUUAUUUAUGUUGUUUACCAAUACAGUAUGCAGGGGUGCAGAAGGAAUUGUUUUACUAAAAAUUUUUGUCCAAGCAGACCUUUCAGGGUUGUAUUUUUAUUUUUUUAAUUUCAAGCCACAUAAGCAGAAGAAAGUUAUUGGACAAAUCUUGAACAGUCCAAUUCUGGAUACAACUGCAGAUGCCAUGUAUCAGAAGUAAUGAAAGCAAGGUAUGCUGGUCAGCAGUGUAAAUUUGUGUUAUAUAAUGAUUUACUGCACCCUUGCUUCUGCUCGUUCUCUGCUUUUGGUUUACAAAGCUUACUUUCUGCACAGUAAAAAGUUUUUAAACUGGAUAUACGAUGUAUGCUUGGGUCAGGCCAGUUGUAUUUUAUUUCUUCUGCUUCUAUCUUAGUUGUACAUAUCUUCACACAUAGCUUUUCUAAAUUGCUACUCAGUCAUAUUUUAAAGUUUGCUUUAUGUAUCUAAAAUUACUGUACAUGAACAUUAAUGUAAGCUAUGAAUAUCUUCCUUGUACAGUUGUGGUAGCAAGCAAUAAUGUGAAUAUAUGAAAAACAGAUAUACUCUGCUUAAUAUUUGUAUGAAUGAGAAGUUGAUACCACUACAAGAGUAAUUUUCUCUUUUUAAUCUUUUAAAUACAAGUUUUAUUUCAAGGUAAUAUAUUACAGGUACCUUGAUGCUGUGAACUAUUUUUCUAUGUCUUCAAAAUAUUUAUUCUCUGUAUAAUAUUCUCUAGUGAGUAUUAUGUUCCUAAAUGUUUGAUAGUGGGAGUGGUCUAGAAAGUUUUGUUUUCUUAAAUUCAUACCCUCUGUAUCAGCUCCCCAAAACCAUCCAUUGCUCAGCUUUUCUGUGUGAAUUCCUGCUGUUUACUUUGAAAGUAGCUCAGCUAUGCUUUUCAUACAAGCCUACAAGUGUUUCUUUGAUUUGACUGAACGUGAUUUUUUUAAUUAACAAGUAUCACUUUUGUGCUGUCUCGAUCUUCUGGGGCCCACGAUGGUUUCUCUCCAAAGACACUAGUUACAAUGUUUAUGUCUAUUUUUAUUUUAAAUCAGUUACAGCCUCUUCUUUAAUACAAAUGUGGUCUGCAGCACUCCUUGCACCCAGAAGUAUUGUUGUAAUCUUGGACUAAUUUCAGCCUGUGAAGGAGGAUGGAAGCUUAAAGUUGAUGGCAGCUGAGGUUCUGGAGGUUGGGAGGUGCAGGGAUGAGGUUGGAAAUGAACUGAAAUAAUAACUAGUGUUAAAUAUUGGUGACCAGAAAUACGCAUUGAUUUCUUGAAGUCUCAGUUUUCAAUAAAAUGAAUAUUGACUAUGCCAUGCCUAGAUUUUAUUAUGAACAUUCUCAGUUGACAGUGCAGGCAGAUUUAUUGCGUGGAUGCAGAUUUUUACUGGUAGUUCUUCAGUUCAGAGGGAUAGAUUGGCAGUGGCUUGUAAUAUACUUAUAGCAGAACUGCUCUGGGUGCCAACUAAUGACCUUAGUUUACUCCCCAAGCUUCCCGUACUACGUUCUGUGACACCACGACUACCUUGCCAAACCUUCCGGUUUUUAAAGCUAAUUUGGGUGUGAUACUGUGCUGAAACAAGCACAGUGGAUGCAGUCUGACUUAAAGAUUUACAGAGAACAACUUGUUAGUAAAAAAAAAAAAAAAAAAAACCACAUAAGCAGUAGUGCUUUCUAAGAACGCAUCUAUUUCAGGUGCACCUGCUGUUAGGUAUUUCUGUAUUUUCCCUGUGACUUACUCUCUGAGAGUUCUAUUUAUAAAGGGUCCAAAGUAGGGCUUUGAGCAAGUAAAAGCCUAAAUUCCACAGUAAGGCCAGUAGACUAGUUGCCUUUUAAAACAUUUCUUAUCUUAUUAGUACCUCUGAGCAUACUACCCAGAAAACUUGAAAAAGUGCAUUUAUAUAUAGAUGAGUUUCUCUCAAAAGCAUUACUCCCUGUUGAGGUAGUACUCUUGUCUAGUAAGAAUGUUACCAAGCAUGUUAACAUGAUCCCUUUCAAUUCAAUAAUUACAGUAACAAAAAUUGAACUGAGGAAUAACUUCCAUCAAUCACCUGCUUAAAGCCUGCAGCAGUCAACAGGAUUUUUCUUUGAUGUGGUUUCUAAAAUAUUUAAAUGUUGUUAUUUUGUAUGCUGGUAAGAAUACAUAUAUUAACUUGUUUUUGUCCAAUUGACCAGGGAUGAAAUUGCAAUUGUUUGAGCAGGUCAGAAGCUAUAGUAGGACUUGUAAAACAUAGGCUGUUCUUUGCUAAAAUAAUUAUUACCUUAGACUAACCUAUUCAGCUUCUAGUAACUCAGCAAUUCCUACAAAUCUUAUCUAUUCCCAAUUUCCUUGAAUAGUGAAAUUUAGAUAGUUACUUUAUUAAUCAUUUAACAAAUGAUUGUUGCUAAUUACGUCUGUUUCACCUUUAGCCUGAAUAACUGCUGGUAGAGGCAUCAUUGACUCCCUGUGAAAGCUAAUUAUUGUUUGUAGGAAUAGAGGCCUUCAGCGAGUCAGUAAAGAGUUAUUCUGUAACAUAAUCAAAACAGAUUAUUUUUAUUCUUUUAGUGAUAGCUAGAAAUAAGUUUUGAGGCAGAAGAGCUUUCUUUCUGACCCUCUGUAAGAAUUCUGUAGAGUUUCUCUUGUUAAAUAAUUAAUUAUAACGUGAGGUUUAAACUGGGAUUAGCAAAUGUCACCAGAAAUUAAAAUGUUUGGAAAUAAGUUAUGUUGUGUAGUAGUUUUAAUACACUGUGUAUGCAAAUCCAAGAACAUCCAUAGCAAAUCUAAAAUCUCCUAUGAUGUACAAAACCAGGUAAAGUAUAUUAUAAGAACUUAGUUACAGUACUUAGACAUAAGCUAAAAUCAGGAAAUUCAUUUGUUAAAUGAUACUUCUUUGUAACUCUUAAGACCAUGUGCUGAAAAAAUACAUAUUCUUUCUGAGUUACAUGCUUACUUAAGUCAGUUUUCAUUUUUCUAAAAGUCAUUAUCUAGCCCUGAAGGUUGUAGGGGAGAGCUUUAAAAUGCAGUCUGUAACUGCUCAGAAGGCAGAAGCCAAAGGGAAAGAGCUUGCCUUCAUUCCCUCCUCCCAGCCCCCAUCCCAGAGUCUUAAUUUUAAAUCAGUCCCCUUGUUUUGGAGCCCUAGCUUAUGGUUUUUGAGCAGCUGGCAAUAAUGCAAAUUGUCCACCAAAAAAAAACACCCACCAUUUGAAUUCUGAAUAAUUUAGAGAUCACUUUAAUUGAAGAGGCAAAGGACUUGUUAAGCAAAGAAAAUCCCUGGUUCUUUUAAGUUCUUUAAGCGCUGCUGUUGGGUAAUUCAAAGAAGGAUGAUGAUGACCCUACAUUAGGUCAAAAUCUUGAUGGUUUUAUGUAAAGGAAAUGCUCAAUUAGAGAGGUCUCAGAGCCCCACGUGUCUGGAUUCACAGUAGUGACUUAUUAACGAAGGGUAGGAGUAGCUGGCUAGUUUUGUAUCCAUGACUAAAGUCAUUUAUGUCGCUCUUCAGCUACCUUGCUUGCAAAAAUAAAGCAUUUUAGAAAUACAGUCUGUAUUUGUCACCACUAAUUUGCUGUAAUUUCUGUGCUGCUUCUUCCUAAAGCCACACUGCAUUUCCGUUACAAACAACUGAGUGUAAUGGUGGUUAUAAUGCCUUUAAUAGCCAUAUUGUGGGUAGAAACAUUAACUACUCAGGGACUAAUAGGGAAUAUGAAAAUGGAGUUUAUGAGCUGAAUGCCUAUCUGCAUGAAGGCUUACUUGCAAACGGCACCCUGGAAAACUUCUGAUUGUAUUAUGCAUGACCAUUGUGAAUGUUACCAAUAUGCGGCAAUGAGAGCUCUAUUUACCCUGUAUUGUUAGGCUGCUGAAUGUCAAAGUAUGUUGAAUAAGGAUAAAUGAAUUUUUUGUUUUGCUGAUCUGGACAGAGUGAUUCUUUCUAAUGGUGCUACCUUCUUCGUUCUUGUGUUUGUUCUUUGUAUGAAGUUCUCUCUUCAGGCUGGAUGAAUCAGGAGGUGCUGGUAAAGAGAGAACUGUAUAACUCCUAGGGAAGUAGAAACAUUUCAAGGGGAGAAAUACCCUAAAACAGAUGCUUUCAUUGCAACAACAACAGCAACAACAAGUCCUGUAUUUGUUCUUCAUUAGUUACAGCUAUCCAGGUUGUUUUGCUGGUAACAGUACUUUUAGUUCAUUAAUUUUUUAAACUUAUUUCACAAUGGUGUUUCAGUCAGCGUGGGCUGAAUUAGAAAUUAUUUUUGCAAAUUUUUAAGAAGGAGUCCUUGUAUGAAACUUUGUUUCUUGACGCUUGUUCUGAUGUGUGCAUCUCCACCGCAUAACACUUGGAUAAUACAUCUUUUAUUAACUAAAUGUUAUUGCAUUUAUUUAAAAUCAUUCUGCUUCAAUUAGCUCAUUAAUAUUUCAUUAAGAUUUAUUAUCUUGAAAGAGAUUCAUAAAUGCUUGACUCUCAAAAAUACAACAGAUUGUUAGGAGAAAUUUAAUGAGAGGAAACAAAUUAGGAGAAGAAACACACACAAGAGAUUGAACUCGAGGUUUAGGUUUGAGAUUCUUUGUGUGUACUGGAAAACAGUUUUUAACCAUAUGAAAUGGUAUUACUUAACGAAAGUUAAGUAAAGGCAAGCAGUCCAUUUCGAUAAUUACAUGGAGUGUUUUCAUUUCUAUUGUAGUUUUAACAAGUGUGCUAUUAUGCAGAUAGAGAGAUAAGCAUACUUCAUAACUCAGCAUCUUUUAGUUUAAAAUAACCAGACCAAAAAGGAAUCACUGAUGAGAGCUGCACAGUGAGUACAGACCAGUCUUUUCCUAGACUGGGGACUGUAAUGCAUGGCUAAUUGUUUCCAAAGAAAAUUCUUGACUUGCCCAGACAGCUCCUGUCAUGUGACAGUAUCUCUGAGGGCCAGAAGUGGCAUCCAGUUAGGAUAGCUUAAGUUCAGGUAAGUGAAAGAGACCUUUGUUGUUAGUUUUUAGUUUUAUGGAGAAGGGAACCAUUAACAAAUGCUCGUUUUUGGAGGGCAGAUCUCACAAGCUUUGUUGAAACGUGCUUUUUUUCCUCAUUUACAUCAUUGAUAGUUACUUUGCCUCAUGGUGAAAACUAGACUUAGUAAUUAGCUGAAGACUUUUUUCUGUUGCAGUGCUUUAGGUUUCUGAAUCCAUUUUUUAAGAUCACGCUUAGAAAUUAAACAAAACAAAGGUCAGGUAUCCAGAUGCAAUAUAACUGGUAUUUUUAGUGGCUCUGUUUAAGCUGAUUUAAUUGUACCAAUGCACACGUCUCACUCAUCAACUGUAAAUAUCUCUCUCUGCUCCUCUGUGCUUGCAACAGGCUUUCUAACUUGUUAGGAAAUUCAGUGUAUUAAUUAUUUUCCCAAUGAGUGGUUUGGUUCGGUGAGGUAGCGAGGAAUGCAGAGCAGUUAGAGAUAUUGAAAGUGUAACUUGAUUCUUGUUUCUGUAGGAGACUGAAUAUGGCAGAGAGAUUAUGAAACUAAUUCCAAACAUAAAAAGAACAACAAGCUAGAAAAUGGUGCCUAAAUGUUGUGUGCUAAAUUAGCCCAAUGUAAUUCAUUUUGCUUGAAAAGUUUGCGGACUGUCUAUGCUUAGGAAGAACUUCUUAAAAGCAAAAAGCAGUAACAGAAAGCAAGUCGCUUAAAUGUUAGCUUUCGAGAUGGCAAACGUUAAAAACAAGUAUUUUUCAUCUAUGCUAAAAAUCUGUUUGAAGCAGAAAAUGCAUAAGCAAUAAUUUAACAUGGAACUGGAUAUUUAAAAGCUGCUAUUUAUAUGCACUUGAUGAUUAUGCCUGCAGAGGGUUCCCUCUAAUGAAGAGUUUAGGAAGAUAGGGUUGCUGUGAUUUUUUGCUAUUGUAACAUUCCUCUUCAAAUACUUUAAGUCUGGAUGAGAGUCUGGAAGUUCAGAGGCCAGCACUGUGUUCACAGGGCGUGGGGCUUUGGAGAGAGAAGAUAGGAAGAAAGGGACUUCUUUUUAAGGCUGCACAAUUGUAAAUACACAUAUUUAAGAAUAUUUAACCACGACUGCUAAAUUACUGAAGUUAAUCUAUUGUUGAAUUAUAGAAUAUUAUUUAAUACAUCAGCGUUGUUUUUCCUGACCUGACCCAGAAUUGGAAUGGACUCCGAUAUGAUUUUUUUAAAAGCAUUUCUUAAGUUGUAUGUAUUACAGACUAAUAAAAUGUUUGUUAACCUGUCUA
Molecule: messenger RNA, 7687 nt
Organism: Numida meleagris (helmeted guineafowl)
Lineage: Eukaryota; Metazoa; Chordata; Aves; Galliformes; Numididae
Gene: CHIC2
Product: cysteine rich hydrophobic domain 2
Exons: 6
Coding region: 201-698 (165 amino acids)
Source: RefSeq, a predicted model, not a curated record